ACUUCCUGUUUGUGGGUCAUAUGAUCAAAUGUAACUCGUGCAAUGUAAAUACCACUGCAGUACUUGGACUUGUGUUCAUUUUACAUGAUUGUUGGAUGUUGGUGUGUCAAGCACAUGUUUGUACUGGGUUGACAAGCUGGUAACUAACUUUCUUCCAACGCCAUCAUGGAUCCUGGGGAGACCGGCCACUUCCCACCCUCUGAUGCCCCCUCCCAUGCUACUGCACAAUACUUCCCCUGGGAUCUUCGCUACCAACUCAUUGGCAUGGGUUUUGCCUUCUAUGCAACAAUCUUCAUUGUCUCCCACCUCCUGUCUGCAGCACUGUCCCACACCUACACCUCUCUUCUCGUUAAAGAGAAGGUUUUCUGGAACCUGGCAGCUACCCGGGCAGUAUUUGGCAUCCAGAGUUCAGUAGCUGGUCUCAGAGCUCUCACUCAGGACUCUGUGUUGAGCAGAGACAAAGUCAGAGGACAGGAGUACUGGUCGUGGUUCAAUGUCCUCACAGCCACAGGGUUCUUUGUGUUUGAGAAUGUAGCAUUUCACACCUCUGGUUUGAUAUUUCGCUCACUUGACCUCCCACUGGCAAUGCACCAUUUCUUCGCCUUGGCAGGAUACGCAGGAGCAGUAGUGUCUGAUGAGAUGGGACACUUCCUGCCAAUGGUGACGCUGCUACUGGAGAUGAGUACACCAUUCACUUGUAUUUCCUGGAUGCUUCUGAAGGCCGGCUGUGCCCGCAGCCUCUUUUGGAAAGCCAACCAGUGGAUGAUGAUCCACAUGUUCCACUGUCGCAUGGUCCUCACAUACUACAUUUGGUGGAUAAGCCUGACCCACUGGGAAGGAAUCACAAAACACAUGGCCCUGUCUAUGCGCCUCAUCUUCUUCAGUGGCCUGACUCUUCUUACGCUUAUCAUCAAUCCAUUUUGGACGCACAAGAAAACCAUGCAGCUGCUCAAUCCUGUCGACUGGAAUUUUGGUAACAGGCUGGUACCUGAGAAAAAUAUUACCGGGAACCAGGCAGAUGUUCCUGUGAAACCCCAUUUAAGCUAAGGAGGAGUCCGUUUCUGCAUAUUUUUUUACAUUUGCUUUUUGUCUUAACUUAUUUUUAAAGGUUCCAUUGAAAUUUAUCAUGGACUAAUGGGUAAAUGGUUGGGUGAAACUACCUGGACCUUCUUACCUACCUUUUAUUUCGACAUAAGUUAAAAAAUGACUUGGAUGUUACACUUUGUAUGAAUUAUCCUUUGAAGUAUUAUCUGAACUGACCAUUUUUAUUUUCACAUAUGAUUCAUUAAUUGAUAAAUGACAGCACAAAGAGACUGGGUCUGUAUUAGGUUUUAGGUAUUAGGUGAUAAAAACACCACAAUAGAAGAAAAUAGAAAACCAUGUUUGUAUAAAAUACAAAACAUGGAGUAACAUCCAGAUUGGGCCACUACUUGAUUGAUCCUUCUUACGAUGCAGUUAUUCAGAUCUGUUUUGGUAGUAUAGGUGACAUAAAUGCAGUGGAAUUGGUUAUUUGAGUUCUUUUUAACAGUAUUUUUUCGGUGUUUCUCGUUGUCAAGAAACAAAGAUCUACAGAGACAUAUCUGAACCAGUGUUGAUGCAGACUAAGCAAUACUAAAAUGAAAUAUAAGCUAAGUUUGGUUGCGCGGGUGUGCAAAGUGUUAUUAAUUAUUUCCAAGAAGCACUGGAAAUACUCUUUUUGCUGGCUAAGUUGUCCAGCUGGUUAACUGCAAACCUGUGAAACAAUAGAUCAAACUGUAAGCCUCAAUUCAGAAAUGGAGACGGCAACUAAAUGAUUGAUCAGUUGGGUCUCCAUCUUAUAACCUCAAUGUCACGGCCCACUGUCUUAUUACAUACAGCAUCUUAUCACUGUUUCUCUUGAAGUUGUUACAAUAACAUUGUGUUUUUUUCUUCCAUAUAAGAGAGUAUUCUAAAUUGGUAUUAACAGGCGGGGAGAAGGUUUUCCUGUUACAUGUCUGCCAUAUGCCAAAAUCACCACCUUUGUCUUUUGUAUUAUGAAAUGUGUUCUUUUGAAUUGGUGUUACCAAAUAAAAUAUCUGCUGACACAGCAAAA
This is a messenger RNA of Doryrhamphus excisus (bluestripe pipefish), 2071 nucleotides long. RefSeq names its product CLN8 transmembrane ER and ERGIC protein (gene cln8). Gene Ontology annotation, molecular function: ceramide binding. Gene Ontology annotation, biological process: lipid homeostasis; phospholipid metabolic process; nervous system development. The record is from RefSeq and is a predicted model, not a curated record. Lineage: Eukaryota; Metazoa; Chordata; Actinopteri; Syngnathiformes; Syngnathidae. Gene Ontology annotation, cellular component: membrane; endoplasmic reticulum.